Messenger RNA from Funneliformis mosseae, 666 nucleotides. Lineage: Eukaryota; Fungi; Glomeromycota; Glomeromycetes; Glomerales; Glomeraceae. The record is from the annotation of a GenBank genome assembly.
AUGAACCGUCUCUUUGGAACUUCAAAAAAGACACCCAAACCAACAUUACCCGAUGCUAUUGCUGCCACGGAUACGCGAGUGGAUGCGGUUGAGGUGAAAAUAAAAAAACUUGACGCGGAAUUAGCUAAAUAUAGAGAUCAAAUGAAAAAAAUGCGUGAUGGGCCAGGAAAGAAUGCAAUUAAGAAUAAAGCAUUACGAGUUCUAAAACAAAAGAAAUUGUAUGAAACUCAACGGGAACAACUUCAACAACAAUCUUUCAACAUGGAACAAGCUUGUUUCACCACCGAAAAUUUACGUAAUGUAAUUUCCACAGUUGAUGCAAUGCAAAUCGCCAACAAAGAAAUGCAAAAACAAUAUAAAAAAAUAGAUAUAAAUAAGAUUGAGAGCAUCCAAGAUGAUAUGGAAGAUUUGUUUGAACAAGCUAAUGACAUACAAGAAUCACUUGGAAGAACAUAUGGAGUCCCUGAGGAGAUCGAUGAUGAGGAAUUAGAAGCAGAAUUGGAUGCUUUGGGAGAUGAAUUAAAUUUUGAGGAAGAGGAAGAACCAUCAUAUUUACAAGAAACACCUGAAUUACCAAACGCUGGACUAAGUGAAUUGGAAGGAACAGAGACCACUAAAGUAGAUGAACUGGGAUUACCAGAGAAUCCAAUGAGAAAUGUUGCAUAG